CCAUCUGUCAAAACGUUGGUCAAACAGACACAGGGUCGAGGUUACUACAGAGAGGGGAUCGUAAAAGCACUUAGCUCGGAUAGUUCAUGGAGGUCGUGUAGCUACUCUAUUCAUACCUCAGUGAUUCUAACGGCCGCAACAAGGAAAUAUUAGCUAGUAAGUUGAUAGUACAUUAGCCUAGCUACGAGACGAAGACUGUUGCCAACUAGCGCAGCUGUGUUUCAUCAAACUGUGUAAGUGGCAAACGAAUCGGCAUCAAAAAGUAUUAAUUAACCGAUAUUUGACACUCUUAAUCGCAAAUUUGUACUGAAGAGUGGUGAUGGACUUUCUCGCUGGCUGCAUUGGCGGUGCUGCCGGAGUCUUAGUAGGGCACCCUUUUGACACGGUUAAGGUGAGUGUCUUAGUAGGGCACCCUUUUGACACGGUUAAGGUGAGACUCCAGGUUCAGAAUGUGGACAAGCCUCUCUACCGCGGGACCUACCACUGUUUCCAGUCCAUCGUUCGGCAGGAGUCGAUGUUUGGGCUGUACAAAGGCAUCGCCUCCCCCAUGAUGGGCCUAACCUUCAUCAAUGCCAUAGUGUUUGGAGUGCAGGGAAACGCUAUGCAUUACCUGGGCCACGACACCCCUAUGAACCAGUUCCUGGCCGGGGCCGCAGCCGGAACCAUCCAGUGUGUCAUCUGCUGCCCCAUGGAGCUGGCCAAGACACGCAUGCAGAUGCAAGGCACUGGGGAGAAGAAGUCCAAGAGGAAGCUGUACAAGAACUCCCUGGACUGUCUGGCCCGUAUCUACAAGCGGGAGGGGCUGUCGGGGGUGAACCGUGGCAUGGUUACCACGCUGAUCCGAGAAACCCCCGGUUUUGGGGUCUACUUCCUGGCCUAUGACGUCCUGACUCGCUCCAUUGGCUGUGAACCUGACGACCACUACAUGAUCCCCAAACUGCUAUUCGCCGGUGGGAUGUCCGGGAUUGCCUCUUGGCUCUCCACCUAUCCAGUGGAUGUGAUUAAGUCCCGCCUCCAGGCGGAUGGGGUGGGUGGGGUCUACCAGUACACCAGCAUCGCUGACUGCGUGCGGCAGAGCGUGAGGAGGGAGGGGCUCAGAGUGUUCACGCGAGGUCUUACCUCCACCCUGCUCAGGGCGUUUCCCGUCAAUGCUGCCACCUUCGCCACCGUCACGCUGGUGCUGCUGUACGCACGGGGAGUGGAAGAGGGGCCCAAAGACUGUGAGCUGGGGCCCCCAAACACAGCUCACCACACACAACUACCGCAGCAGACCCAGGCUUCCAGCUUGUGAUCUGAGUCUGGAGGUGUUACUCCCACCAAAGCUGCUCUACUGUGGGGUGGGGGAGGGAAACCCAUUGGGACCCAAUGCCCUUUGAAUCGCUGAGUAUGGAAACCCAUAGACUCCUGAUAUAGCUAUAUGUACACUACCGUUCAAAAGUUUGGGGUCACUUAAAAUUUCAUUAAAAUCACAUCAACAACAAAAAAUCCAUUAAAAUCA
Molecule: messenger RNA, 1498 nt
Organism: Oncorhynchus tshawytscha (Chinook salmon)
Lineage: Eukaryota; Metazoa; Chordata; Actinopteri; Salmoniformes; Salmonidae
Product: mitochondrial basic amino acids transporter
Exons: 5
Coding region: 320-1291 (323 amino acids)
Biological process (GO): mitochondrial L-ornithine transmembrane transport
Cellular component (GO): mitochondrion
Molecular function (GO): high-affinity L-arginine transmembrane transporter activity
Source: RefSeq, a predicted model, not a curated record